Messenger RNA from Ostreococcus lucimarinus CCE9901, 2688 nucleotides. RefSeq lists its product with no specific name. The record is from RefSeq and is a predicted model, not a curated record. Gene Ontology annotation, biological process: pyruvate metabolic process; phosphorylation. Lineage: Eukaryota; Viridiplantae; Chlorophyta; Mamiellophyceae; Mamiellales; Bathycoccaceae. The transcript has a single exon. The coding region runs from base 1 to 2688 and encodes 895 amino acids. Gene Ontology annotation, molecular function: kinase activity; ATP binding; pyruvate, phosphate dikinase activity.
AUGAAAGAGCUGCUCGGUAGCAAGGGCAGCGGGUUGGCGGAGAUGGCGAGAUUAGGUUUGCGCGUUCCCGCGGGUUUCACCGUCUCGACGCGGUGCUGCGAGCGUUACGAGCAGUCGGGAAUGGACUUCGUGCGUCGGGAGCUCUGGGAAGAAGUUUUGGACGGCGUCGCGUUCAUCGAGAAGACGACGAAGCGGACGGUGUUUCGAUCCGGGUGCUCGUUGGUAGCCGCGCCGCCGCUGUUGCUGAGCGUUCGAUCGGGCGCGGCGGCGAGCAUGCCGGGGCAGAUGGACACGGUGUUGAAUCUCGGGAUGAACGACGAGUGCGCGCAAGCGUGCGUGAACGCCGGGUUCGAUGCGCGAUGGGUCUACGAUUCGUACCGCCGUUUGAUCUCGAUGUUCGGCGACGUCGUCGAACAUCUUCCGAAACAAGAUUUUGAACGCGCGCUCACGAAGGCGAAGGAAACGAAUAACGCUCGUUACGACACCGAACUCGACGCCGAGGCGCUGAAACUGCUUUGCGGGGAAUUCAAAGACAUCUACGCGAAGCACGGCAAAGUCUUCGAGCAGGACGCGAUGAAACAGUUGGAACAGAGUGUCGUCGCGGUUCUUGAAUCGUGGAACACGCCGCGCGCGGUCGAGUAUCGCGAAAUCAAUCGCAUCACUGGUCUUCGCGGCACGGCGGUAAACGUACAGCAGAUGGUUUUCGGGAACAUCAACGACAAUUCCGGCGCCGGCGUGUGCUUCACGCGCAAUCCGGCUGACGGCGCGGAUGAGACGUACGGUGAGUACCUCGCGCAAUCGCAAGGAGAAGACGUCGUCUCGGGCGUGCGGACACCGAUGGGGCUGAAAGCUAUGGCGGAAUCGCAACCGAAGGCGGCGGAAGAGCUCGAAUCGGUGUGCGACGCGCUCGAGGACGAUUUCAAAGACAUGUUAGACAUCGAGUUUACGAUCGAAGAUGGCGAGCUUUACAUUUUGCAAUGUCGUGUCGGCAAAAGAACGGGAACGGCGGGCGUGCGAAUCGCAACGGAGAUGUUUGCGGAGGGAAUCAUUUCAAAAGAUGAAGCACUCAUGAAAGUCAACGCGCAAAGUCUCGAGCAGGUUCUGCAUCCAGUUUUUCUUCUCGACGCCGCGUCGCCGGAUUACUCGUCGAAAAUCGUCGCCAGCGGUUUACCCGCGUCUCCAGGCGCGGCCGUCGGUCGAAUCGUGUUUUCUUCCAAGGAAGCGAAAGAGUACAAAUCACAAGGGAAACCGUGCAUUCUGGUGAGGGAAGAGACGAGCGCAGACGACAUAGGAGGCAUGUACGCGGCGGAAGGCAUUUUGACCGCGCGGGGAGGGAUGACAUCGCACGCCGCCGUCGUCGCUCGGGGAUGGGGCAAGCCGUGCGUGAGCGGAUGUGGCGCCAUCAGCUUUAAGAAUGAUCGCGAGAUUCGCUUCGGGACGAGCGAUCGCACGUAUCGCGCCGGUCACACGAUUUCCAUCAACGGCGCGACCGGUGAGGUGAUCGACGCAGAACUCGCGGUGGCGCCGAGCACGAUUGACACUUUCUUACCUCUCAAGACUCUGAUGCACUGGGCCGAUGAGAAGCGCCGUGUUGAGAUCCGAGCCAACGCGGACACGCCCGAGGACGCGGCGGCGGCGAUUCGCAACGGCGCGAAGGGCAUCGGAUUGGUUCGCACAGAACACAUGUUCUUCUCAUCGACCGAACGCGUGCACGCAAUUCGCGAGUUUAUCAUCGCGCAAGAUGAGCAAGCGCAAAAGGUGGCGCUCGAAAAGUUGGAAAAGUUUCAGUACGAAGAUUUCAAAGGAAUUCUGAAAUCUGCCGGGGGCUUUCCCGUGACGAUGCGCUUGAUCGAUCCACCUCUUCACGAAUUCUUGCCGUCCCGCGAAAAACUGCGCGAAGGAGCGGCGAACGAAAUGUCCAAGUACAUUCACGGAAAAUCAGCGCACGACAUCAUCGAAAUCGCGGAGAGCAUGCGCGAGCACAACCCAAUGCUUGGUUUCCGCGGCUGCCGAUUAGGAUGCGUCAAGCCUCGCAUUACGCGCAUGCAAGUCCACGCGUUUUGUCGAGCCGCGAUCGAUCUCAUCGCCGAGGGCGUGCCCGUGGAACCUGAAAUCAUGGUCCCGCUCGUGAGCACAGUGGAGGAGUUUCACAACCAACGGGAUUUGAUCUGGGAUGUCAUACGAGAUCUCGGGCGCGAAAAUCAGGCUCCGCCGAUGCGCGUGCAAGUCGGCGCCAUGAUCGAAACUCCGCGAAGCGCGCUCAUCGCCGGCGAGCUCACGCGCGCAGGCGCCAGCUUCUUCUCUUUCGGCACAAAUGAUCUCACGCAAAUGACGUACGGAUUCUCCCGCGACGAUAGCGACGCCUUCGUCAAGCCUUACAAAGACAUGGGCAUUCUCCAAAGCGACCCGUUCGAGAUUCUGGACACCGUCGGCGUGCGCGAACUCAUCUCCAUCGCCGCCGAACGCGCGCGCGCCGUGCGCCCGGACGUCGAGCUCGGGAUAUGUGGCGAGCACGGCGGUGAUCCAAAGUCUUUAGUCACCAUCGACGCGCUGGACUUGGACUACGCCUCGUGUUCGCCGUCGCGCGUGCUCGUCGCGCGCCUCGCCGCCGCGCAAGCCGCCGUCGGCGGCGCGCCGUCCAAACAGCGAAAGCGCGCCGCGCGCUCGCACGCCUCCCCAGCCGCGUGA